AUGGGACUUAUUCUACGUGUGGUGCUGCUCUCGCUUCUGCUCAUUGGGAAGCUUCAAGCAAACAUUGAAUCUUCAUAUGAUGGAUAUAAGCCUGUAAAUCGGGACGUGCGCUACCAGCCUCAGGGUCCCAGCUUUAAGCCACAGCAUCAGCCUCAGGCACCUAGAUAUCAGCCACAGCACCAGCCUCAGGGUCCAAGCUACAAGCCACAGCCUCUGCCUCAGCCUCAAGCACCUAGAUAUCAGCCACAGCACCAGCCUCAGGGUCCAAGCUACAAGCCACAGCCUCAGCCUCAAGCACCUAGAUAUCAGCCACAGGCACCUAGAUAUCAGCCACAGCACCAGCCUCAGGGUCCAAGCUACAAGCCACAGCAUCAGCCUCAGACACCUAGAUAUCAGCCACAGCACCAGCCUCAGGGUCCAAGCUACAAGCCACAGCAGCAGCCUCAGGCACCCAGAUAUCAGCCUCAGGCACCAAGAUAUCAGCCCCAGGCACCAAGCUAUAAGCCACAGCAGCAGGCUCAGCCCAGCUACCAGCCCAAGCCUCAGCCCAGCUACGAGCCCAAGCCUCAGCCCCAGCAGCCCAGCUACCAGCCCAAGCCUCAGCCCCAGCAGCUGGCUCAGGUUCCCAGCUACCAGCCCCAGCAGCAGGCUCAGGUUCCCAUUUACCAGCCCAAGCAGCAGGCUCAGCAGGCUCAGGUUCCCAGCUACCAGCCCAAGCAGCAGCAACAGGUUCCCAGCUACCAGCCCAAGCAGCAGCAACAGGUUCCCAGCUACCAGCCCAAGCAGCAGCAACAAGUUCCCAGCUACCAGCCCAAGCAGCAGCAGGCUCAGGUUCCCAGCUACCAGCCCCAGCAGCCCAGUGAGGGUUAUGGACCUAGCACAGGGGAUUCUUCAGGUAUGGCUUGGACCAACUAUGGAAGUCAAGAUCAGCUUAGCCACAACUAGAGCUCUUGGCAAACACCAAAGAAUCUUGGAUGUUUCAAGUAAUAGGCCUUUCUGGCUUAAGGCUUUUGACUCUGAAGAUUUUUAAAUAAAAGCACUUUGUAUUA
This is a messenger RNA of Notolabrus celidotus (New Zealand spotty), 1049 nucleotides long. RefSeq names its product early nodulin-75. The transcript has 7 exons. Bases 1 to 945 code for a protein of 314 amino acids. The record is from RefSeq and is a predicted model, not a curated record. NCBI's taxonomy places the organism in Eukaryota, Metazoa, Chordata, Actinopteri, Labriformes, Labridae.